Messenger RNA from Moneuplotes crassus, 3002 nucleotides. The record is from the annotation of a GenBank genome assembly. Lineage: Eukaryota; Ciliophora; Spirotrichea; Euplotida; Euplotidae.
UAUAAAUUUAAAAUUCAAAAUGAAAAUUGCACAGCUGAAUGAAGAGAGCCAAACUCUUGUGUUAAGAGAGCAAUCGAACCCUAUUAAUCUUCAAAUUAGAGAACCUAAAUUUGAGGAGCAUAACUCCAAAGCCAAAACUUAUCUGACAAAAAUUGUAGAAGGAAAAGUUGUUACUAUCACUAUGGCUAUAUAGUGACGAUUUAUGCACUGAUUGGGGAUGAUCUAAGGCUCUGGACUAUGGAUAAAUGGGUAGAUAUUUACUUCUAUUCCGGUCUAAUGAUCUGCUUCAUACUUUUCACAGUUGAGAUAAUCUUGAAUUCAAUAGCUUUGGAUGAUUUCAAAUACUCAUUCUACUUUUGGCUAGAUAUCAUUGCAACUCUGAGUCUAAUUCCAGAUAUAAUUUGGCUAUCAGAGAUACUGAACUUCUUAAUAGGAAGUGGCUCCUAUUACGAUUCUGUGGAUGUAACUCCAGGAACGAUUAAGAAUGCAGGUCAGAGUAUCAUUGAUACUUCAAAGAUUGUGAAAUCCCUGAGACUUAUCAGAAUGAUACGUAUCAUCAAACUCUACAAAUAUGUCUCCAAGACCUCUGAGUUUAAAGGAUCUGAAGGUGGAGAAGGAGAUCAAGUUGAAGAAGCUGAUUUUAACAGAAAGACAGAUCUAAGCAAGCUUUGUCGGAUUUUAUCUGACAUGACUACAAGAAAAGUUAUCAUUAUUGGAGUCCUCCUCAUGCUCAUGCUUCCUUUGCUGACUUAUUCACAACUUGAUUACUCAGGAAAUUAUGGUUUGAGAGAGCUUUUCUGGUUUGGAAGAAGUAAUUGAGUAGACACUUCAAAAGAUUUCUAUUGUGAGCCUGGGCAAUCUUGGAUAACACAAGAUGGAUGGAAUCAGCUUACAAGACAGUUUGUCAGCCAUAAAGAUGAAAGUGAAAGCAGUGGGAUCGGAGUACUCUGGAUUUAUGCACCUGAUUACACUCAAAACGGAUUAAUGAAUGAAAUAAAAACAAUUCCCAGCGUUAAUACAAGCGGGAAUUAUUGGGAGGCAAACAAAGACUGUGGAGGGUUUGAAAUAGACCAUUCAAAUUGUGACCUAAGAAUAUCAGAGAUGGACAUUAUCUCUUAUAAACCUCAACUAUGUGAAGACCAAAUUGUCCAAGGCUGUGAACAGUUAGUUGCUUACAGUAGACUUAAUAUUAAAUAAGGCUUCUCAAGAGCAAGCUUCUCUGCAAUUCUUCACCACGAUCUUCACCUGAGUCUUUAUUAUGAUAGGUUCUAUCUCCUUCAAUAUUGACACUCAAAGGAUGGUGAAUAAGCCUAUCACAAAAAUAGUUGAGAUUAUCCGAAACUUUAAUAAACCAAAUCCGAUAGAUGACAAAGAAGAGGAAAGUUCCCAUAUGAAAACUAAAAUGAUCGAACUAGCUAUUUUUAAAAUCUCAAUCCUACUCAAAAGAGGUUUUGGCGAGCUUGGUGCAGAAACAAUAUCUGAGAACCUCAAGAUCGAAGAUGAAGACAAGAAACAAAUGCCCGGCAAAACCCAGUUUGCCAUUUUCCUCUCAGUCAAAAUCAGUGAAUUUGAUUACAUAACAGAUGUUUUACAGGAAGAAAUUAUAGUCUUCCUUAACAAAAUUGUAAGAAUUCUGCACGAAACGGUCAAAAAGUGGGAUGGAGUUGCGAACAAAAACUUCGGCGAUAAGUACUUAUAAUGACCUGGCUUCUUCCAGAAGACCAUUGGGAAUCAAUAACCCAAAUGAAGUAUAAAAUGAAACUAAAAUCCUGUCGAAUAGAGAAAGAAAUCAUAGAAGAACGCAAAGGUGAUGCCAGAAGUCAGAAACUCUCCGAAGAGAAUCCCUCAGUCACUGAGUCUGAAAGCGAGAAGAAGAAGAAGAAAAAGAAGAAGUCCAAAAAGGCCAGACGUGAAGAAGAAGAACGGAAGAAGAAAGAGGAAGAAGAUCGCAUCAGAAGAAUAGAAGAACUCAAACAGAAGCAGGAAGAGGAGGAACGUAUCGUGAUUGAUGAGGAGAUACAGCAGGUAGCGGAUAAGACACUUGUUACAGCUAUAAAGAUUAUUAGUGAGGUCAGGAGAGCAUCUGAUCUCAGCGCUUACGCAACCCAUCCGAAAUUAGGCUCGAAGUAUAACAAUUUUCGGACCAGACUUUCCUGAUCGAUGCAUGUCGGAUCUUUGAUAGAAGGAGUUAUAGGAUCAAACUUUAAGAUUGAUCAUUUGUAUCUCCCAUCUUCUCUUUCUAAGGUCUGAGAUAAGCUGCAUCAUCUUUCAGAAGAUCUCUAUAAGACUACUAUUAUUAUGAGUGAAGAUUUUAAGAAUUGCUUAUCACAAGCAACUCAAAAGAUUAGCUUCACUAGACCUGUGCCAGAGGGAGAGAUUGAGAGUGAACCUCAAAAAAUCGCCAUGAAAUCACUUAGAAGUAUUGAUAGAGUUAAAAUUCUUGACGAAGGGAAAGACACAGGAUACCCAAUAGAUCUUUAUUCGUUUGACAUCAACCCGAAUGAGAUUGAGAUCGAAAUUCCUGAAGAGCAUGAGCUUGGCGACAUUGUGGUCACCUCUGAAAUGGAGGAAUUUGUUGACCUAGAAAUGGUCAAGAAGUUUCCAAUCCAGAGCAUGUUUACCUCUGAUGAGGAUAUCUAUACUCUUCAAAUGCAUAGAGCAAAUAAUGACUUCUAUAUUGAGUUUGAAGCAGCAUUGGAAGCUUAUAUAGAAGGAGACUGGAACUAUGCUAUCAAUCAAAUUGAGAAAUGCCUUGAAAUAGACCCUGAAGAUGGGCCAUCUCAUCAAUUAAAGGACUUCAUGACAGAAGAUAAUAAGAUGGAAGUGCCUGAAGACUGGCUUGGUUAUAGACUGUUCCAACCUCCAAAUCUUAUGAGAGGCCCAUUUGGUGAUUCGGAAGAAGGAUCAUUACCAUCAGAAGAGAGUUCAAGUGAAGAAGAGCCUAACAAGUAUUAGGUCAUGAGGCAAGGAGUUUCCAGAAACUCCUUAAAGAAUAGGCUCAU